Messenger RNA from Chaetura pelagica (chimney swift), 1806 nucleotides. RefSeq names its product tRNA aspartic acid methyltransferase 1 (gene TRDMT1). The transcript has 12 exons. NCBI's taxonomy places the organism in Eukaryota, Metazoa, Chordata, Aves, Apodiformes, Apodidae. Gene Ontology annotation, molecular function: methyltransferase activity. The record is from RefSeq and is a predicted model, not a curated record. Bases 1 to 1662 code for a protein of 553 amino acids.
AUGUGGGCAAACUUUGGAAAUUUUUACACUGAGGAAAUGCUGCUGGUUGCUAGGAGGCAGGAGUUUUCAAAAGCCUUUUCAAUGAAAAUACUGAUAUCACAUGCUUAUGUCAAUGGCUUUACAAAUGUCACCCACGGAACUGUCGAGGGCCCUUGGCACCAGCGGGAGGGCAGGGCAGCACGCAGGGAUGAGCCCCUUCUGCUGCCCCACAUCCCCUGCUCUCCCCGUGCCCUGGCCAGGUACAAACCAGCACCACUCCACGUUGCCUCCUGCCCGCCGGUCCUGCUCAAAGAGCCUCCAGCUCCCCGGUGCGCGCAGAAGGGUGGCAGGGUUGGGGGUUUCACUGCUGCCCCUGUGAAGACCCUCGGACAGGAGGAAACGCUGGCUCCAAAGGACUCGGCGGCAGAGAGAGGCGCCUUCCCCCGAGCCCCCAGUCCCGGGAGGGUGCGGGCGGCAGAGCGGCCCGCUCGUCAGGCCUUGGCUCCGCCACCGCUCCUCCGGCCUCAGCCCACUGUGGGAUGUAAAAGCUGCACAUUUGCAGAAGUUGUUGCUGCUGUUGAUGUGAACACUCUUGCCAAUGAAGUUUAUAAGCACAACUUUCCCAGCACACCAUUAUGGGCAAAGACAAUUGAGGGCAUAACACUGAAAGAAUUUGACAGAUUAUCUUUUGAUAUGGUUUUGAUGAGUCCUCCCUGUCAGCCAUUUACAAGAAUUGGCCUGCAGGGUGAUGUAUCUGAUCCACGGACAAAGAGCUUUCUCUAUAUCCUUGAUAUUCUCCCAAGGCUCCAAAAGCUUCCAAAAUACCUACUUUUAGAAAAUGUUAAAGGAUUUGAAUCGUCUUCUGCAAGAAGUGAACUUGUACGAACACUAGAAACAUGUGGAUUUAAAUAUCAAGAAUUUCUCUUGUCUCCAACCUGUCUUGGCAUUCCCAAUUCUAGGAUGCGGUAUUUUCUAAUUGCAAAGCUUCACGAAGAACCAUUUUCUUUUCAAGCUCCUGGUCAGGUUUUAACAAGAUUCCCAGAUCAGGAUCUACAAGGCUUAUGUGAGGAAAAGGCUGCUGACAAAGUGGGUGGAGCUAGUUCUUCCUUGUCUUCUGAAGAGAAGACUAUGGAUCUAAACAUUGGUCCUGAUUGUAGAAGCAAGAAGAAUUUAUCAAAAGGGGCUUUUCUUUUUAAGCUUGAAACAGUAGAAGAAAUGGAAAGGAAAUAUAGUCAGGACAAUGAUUCCUCUAUUCAAAUGCUAAAAGAUUUCUUGGAAGAGGAAAGUGAAGAAAUGAGUCAGUAUUCCUUACCACCAAAGUCCUUAUUGCGCUAUGCUUUCUUGUUAGACAUUGUUAAACCCACCUGCCGGAGAUCCACAUGCUUUACAAAAGGGUAUGGACACUAUGUAGAAGGGACAGGCUCAGUUUUGCAGACAGCAGUAGAUGUGAAGCUUGAAUCAGUGUUUAAACACAUUGAGGAGUUAUCAGAAGAGGAGAAGCUUAUGAAAUUGUCAACAUUAAAACUGAGGUACUUCACUCCAAGAGAAAUAGCAAAUCUUCAUGGAUUCCCUCUGGAAUUUGGUUUUCCUGACAAAAUAACUAUAAAGCAAUGCUACCGUCUUCUGGGAAACAGCCUCAAUGUACACGUGGUGGCAAAAUUGAUCUCCAUUCUAGUUGGAUAAUUUAGAAGCUGAAUCUGUUGAGUAAAGACUGGUGACAGAAAAUACUUCCACCUUUCAAGAGAAGGCUGAUGGCGGCUGAACAAAAAUUGUAGCUUUCUGAAACAUCUGCCCACACAUUUUUCUGACCAGUUCUGAUAUAUUAAA